CGAGGACACACAUUUUCCGCUGCCGUUUUGUCGACUUCACUUUUUUGUUUCUCCGGCCCAUGAAUAAAAUAUCAAAGCAGGGGUGUGUUUGCAGAGCCGGGGAGCUGAGAAGUAUUGUUGUGUUGUCUCUCUGCCUCCCACUCUCGCCCUCACUGUCGACGCUUCUGGCGGUCUGCCUUCAUUUCAAAUGCUAAUGCAUUUCUCUGAAAAACUUCCCUCUUCUUCGGUGUUAGUCCUCCGUGCCCACAGACUCUCAUCUUCGCUUCAUCACCUUUUCAUGAGCAUCGGUUCACUCGGGCAGCAAACAAAGGGCUCUUAUGAAAGAUCUAACCGGUGCGCCUGGCACAUGUUUAACUAUCCAAAUAAAAGAUAAUCUAACGCUAAUAUGUAGAUAAUUUAAAAGAAAUCCAUUGAAGCAAAUGGAAAUUUCAGAUGCUUUCUUUUAACUUGUCUGAAAGAAGACAUGUUUUGGAAGUAAAAUAGCCCGAAGCCUUGAAAUUGAGCUGUACAACUGCAGGUUACCACACUGUGUACCUUUAUGGACCCCACAGCCGUACCGGGUGAGCUGUUAAUAAAAAGUAAUUCUCUUUUCAAUGAUUUUAACAGUUCUGCUGACUUUCUGCCUACUUAAUUUAUAGAGUAAUUUGCAGUGCGUCAUGUUGAGGUCACACCGUUUUAGAAGAAUGCAUUUGCUUGUUGUUAUGGCUGCUCAAAAACAGAACGUGUGGUACCAUCAAUUCAUGUUUACCUUAACGUCACUCUUCAUGUUUUGAACUACCUACUAUACUGUUGUUAAGGCGUUUGCUAUACUUGUUGUUUAUGUUUAUGUCUCUUUCCUUUCCCUUUAUUUCUCUUACUGCAGAAACUCAAACUGAAAAUAAGUAAAGAGGCAUCCAUUAAUUCAUCACGAUGUUUGUGGGGACUCCUUCGGGUAGCAAUUCCUCCUCCCCUAUCCCGACCUACAGCCCCAGUCCUGAUCAUCCGUCCGACGGUCCUCCCCUCGCCUUCCCGUCUCAGUCCCCUCCAUGCUGGGCGACUCAGGCCCGGCGGGACCUCGCACAGGCAGACGCAGAGCUGCGUCGCCUACAAGAGCUUCAUGCAACCCAGACGGACACCGUGAAGCGGGGUGUGGAGCGGGCCAUCCUGGGAGCCCGCAGAGAAGAGCGGCGCUUGCUGGAAAGGGUGGAGCAAGACCACCGGGACACUCAGCAGCAUCUGGAACAGCUCCAGAGGGAGAACAUGGCAGCAGCCCGGGUGAGCCAGUCACUGUUGGACCAACGGCUCUGUACGCUGGCUCAACUUGAGCAGCGGAUUCAGGAGGUGGGUCGACAGGCAUGUCUAGAGGAUGGUGGGCAAAAACAGCUGCUGAAAGAUGUUGCAGAGUUCCUACAGCCCUGGGAAGUGUCAGUUUCCUUGAAAAAAGUGAAUUUUAAGCCCAGCUCCCAACCUAAUGCUGUCCACUUUGGAGAUAUCCGAGUGCAAGAACAAAGCCUCUGCCUCAACGCCGGAGGUUGCGGGCCACAGGGGCAGCUGUGUGCGCUCCAUUCACAGGAGAUGCAGCGCGAAGACACAACCCCUCAAGGUGCUAGACGAGAAAAAAGCCCCCUUGGACAGCGGUUGACCUCACCAACAGGCAGGGUUGUCAGGAAAAUCAGUCUUUCUACUCGGAGCGACUUGGAAUCGGAGGGGGAACAAAACCACUCCCCAGAAAAUGCAUGUCCCUGGGUUCCCAAGGGUGAGCAGUCUGACUGGGAGUCAUCCCAUGAUGACGAGAUGGAGUCAGCGUCUUUUCAGCCACAAGGCGAGGACAUAUAUUUAAGUGUCCCUAAGAUACUUAAAAACAUGGACGCUGAAGACUUGGAGCAGGUCUACAAGAUAAAUGGUAAUGGUAAACACUACUCUCCCAUGAGUCAGAGGAAAACGCUAACUGUGGUGUCUGGUAGAAAGCCGUCCCCCAGAGCGGAGAAUACUAACCUGAGUCACUGCUUGAGUUUGGACAGCCAGGUUAGAAGUAUAGGAAAAGUGAGUCAAGAGUCCAAUGUUAGACAUUUGAUGUACAGAAACAGUGACCUAAGAUCUCCCACGAUGACUUCAAGAGAGCCUCUGACCAGUCAAAGCUGCCUAGACCUCACUUCAGGGGGUCGACCUCACUCCCGAGUAAGCCAGUUGUCUGAUGAACAGUCUCUCGAACCCCAUGGGGACUAUGGCCGAGCACCAUCCCCAACAGACAGCCUUGACUCCAGCUAUACCUUCAUUGUCAGCCCACCUCACGAUUACAGCACCAACAGAGGCUCCUUGAACUAUAAUUGCCGUCUAUCAAAGUCUGCAGUGGACUUGACACACAAGACUCGCCCGAUGAUCAGUGGCAGGACUGAUGAGCACCUCGAAGAGUGGACCGUGACGUGCAACAACUUCAACUCCAUGUCAAGCUCAAUGUCCCCAACUCGGUCUAGGGGACCGAGGGUCUCUGACGUGGGUCAGACCCGGACCCACCCUACACGUCAAAGUCACGAUGUUCUGCACCAGCCUCAGACAAAAACAACGGUGACUUGCUCAAAUACACCCCUGAUGGCUAGGUCUUUAUCCACCUCUGUCAUUGAUCGAUUCUCUCAAGACCUGAAGAGAGGAAGAGGAGAUGUAGGAGAGCCAACCCUGGUGGAGUUGGAGGAGGACGGAGACUCGUCCUUGACAGGAUUAAACCCCAGAGGAGUCCAUCUGCUUAGGCAGUUUGGGAAGCAGGGUUCUGGUAGAGCUGACCUUACGCUUCCAAGUGGUAUCCAUGCCACACCACAGGGUCUACUCUAUAUAGUGGACUGUGGAAAUGCACGUGUUCAGGUGACUGACCUACGGGGCAACGUUCUCCAGCAAGUGACCUCCCCAACUUGUGAUGGCUCUGCAAGAAGAUGUCGGAACUACUUUGACAUUGCGGUCAAUACCAAGGGUUUGAUUGCGCUUAGCUGUGCAGCAGAGCGUGCCCUACUUGUCUUCAGCCGGCAUGGUCGCCUACUCCAGACAUUUGGUGGGUCGGGGUUGGGCUCUGCAAAAGAUGAUCUUGAGGCUCCCAGGGGCGUGACCGUAACCAGGCUGGAUGAGUUCUUGAUAGCCGAUAUCCGAAAAGGUAGCCUCAUUGCCCUGAAGCUUGACCCUAAAACAGGCUCCCGUCUAGAGCGCACCGUGGUGACUGGAUUUCACCGACCUUACUUAGUGGCGGCUUGCACAAGCUCAGGCAUGGUAGCUGUGUCCGAAAGGGGUAACGAAACAGGCCGUGUGCCUUGCAUUAAAGUGCUGGAGCCAGGCUGGAACACGGUGAGAGUUUUAGGCAUAUGUGCUGGUAUGGGACCAGUGCUUGCCUGUCCCUGGGGCAUCGCUAUAGAUACAGAUGGUAACGUGCUGGUAGCAGACUGGGCGGAGCAGCACAGAGUCCUGUUAUACCCAGCACAGGGAGUGGGGUGGCUGAUAGUGACCCAAGGCCUGAGUAGUCCCCGUGGACUGGCAUUGCUACCUAAGGGCCAAGUAGCUGUGUCCGACAGCAUGCACCAUUGCGUUAAGAUCUACCAGUACAAAGUGACCCAGGAUUAGAGAGCGUGAAGAGAUGUUUGUGGUUUGGUUUAGUUUUGCUGCUCUCAGUGGUUCAGGGUCCAAGAGAUAUGCUAAUUUCUCUCAGAAAACUGUCUAUAGAUUAGAGUUAAAUCAUAGUGUGAAUAAUGUCUGUGUUUGCUGUCUUUCUUAAUAUUCUGCAUUGAAAAGCAAAGCAUUGAAAAAUCUAAAUAUUCACAGUGUAUGGAUUCAAUAAAUUCAACAAAGUCCAAUUCA
Gasterosteus aculeatus aculeatus (three-spined stickleback) is the source of this 3813-nucleotide messenger RNA. RefSeq lists its product as uncharacterized. Lineage: Eukaryota; Metazoa; Chordata; Actinopteri; Perciformes; Gasterosteidae. The record is from RefSeq and is a predicted model, not a curated record. Gene Ontology annotation, molecular function: ubiquitin protein ligase activity; protein binding. Gene Ontology annotation, biological process: protein polyubiquitination; proteasome-mediated ubiquitin-dependent protein catabolic process.